This is a messenger RNA of Haplochromis burtoni (Burton's mouthbrooder), 718 nucleotides long. RefSeq names its product HLA class I histocompatibility antigen, alpha chain G. Gene Ontology annotation, biological process: immune response. Lineage: Eukaryota; Metazoa; Chordata; Actinopteri; Cichliformes; Cichlidae. The transcript has 5 exons. The record is from RefSeq and is a predicted model, not a curated record. Gene Ontology annotation, cellular component: external side of plasma membrane. The coding region runs from base 164 to 634 and encodes 156 amino acids.
UUAUAUCUAACACAUACACUGUACAUUUCCUCCUAUUGAAUUUCUCCUUUGUUUUUCUUUGUAUCCUGGUCUGGUUUAUUUUCUAAUUGCUACUUCUUCCUUCCCUCUGCCUGUAUUGCCUCCAUCUGUCUCUCCAGUUCUUCCCUCAGUGUCUCUCCUCCAGAUGACUCCCUCCUCUCCAGUCAGCUGCCACGCUACAGGUUUCUAUCCUAAAAGAGUCAUGAUGUUUUGGAGGAAAGAUGGAGAGGAGCUUCAUGAAGGUGUGGAUCCUGGAGAGAUCCUCCCCAACAAUGAUGGGACCUUUCAGAUGAGUGUUGAUCUGAAUGUUUCAUCAUUCACACUUGAAGACUGGAGCAGAUUUGACUGUGUGUUUCAUCUCUCUGAUGGUGAGGACGUCAUCAUCACCAGGCUGAAUGAAACAGUGAUCAGAACCAACAGAGGAGGAAAAAAUACAAAUGAGGAACCCUCAGACAUGAUGAUCACCAUCACUGCUGCAGUGGUUGUUUCAGUUGCUCUCGUCCUCGUUGCUGCUGUUUUUGCUGCUGUUUACAAGAAGAAGAAAGAAACAAAUACUGAACAAUCUCGAGACAACGCCUGUGAUCUCUCUACAAGACUGAAUUCAGAGCCCUCAUAGACAAACACAGCACAUGAUGGACAAAUACAGACAUCUUCACCUACAUAAUAAAAAGAGCAAAGGCAAUUGUUGAUCUUUUCUUUU